GAUGGCCGCCGAAACCAGGAAAUCCAGACGCACACAAUCGAUUUCCUCAUUGCCCGCCCCUCUCCGAUCCCUUCCUCUGCAACAACUCCAAUUUCUUCUUCUCCACUCUCACUCCCCCCUCCCCAACACUCUGUCUUUGUGCGUUUCCCUCAAGUGUCUCUAGCUAGCUCUCUACCCACUUUCUUAAUUCAGGAAUGGAGUUUGCAGGGAAGACGAUCUGUGAGAACGGCAAUGGGUUGUUCCACCAUAACGAUGCCAAGUGUGCGAAGGACCCCUUGAACUGGGGUGCUGCUGCCGAGUCCCUCAAGGGCAGCCACCUCGACCAGGUGAAGAAGAUGGUGGAGGAGUUCAGGAACCCCACAGUGAGGCUCCAAGGGGAGACGCUCACCAUCGCCCAGGUGACGAGCGUCGCCCGGAAGGAGCUCGACGUGAAGGUUGAGCUAUCCGAGUCGGCUCGGGCGCGCGUCAACUCGAGCUGCGAGUGGAUUGUCGAGAGCAUGAACAAGGGGACGGACAGUUACGGCGUCACCACCGGGUUUGGGGCGACGUCCCACCGGCGCACCAAGCAAGGAGGGGCCCUGCAGAGGGAGCUGAUCAGGUUCCUCAACGCGGGCAUCUUCGGCUGUGGCCCCGAAGACGGCUGCACCCUCCCCCGCUCAACGUCCCGUGCUGCCAUGCUCGUCCGGGCCAACACUCUUCUCCAGGGAUACUCCGGCAUCCGCUUUGAAAUCCUUGAAGCCAUCGCUCGGCUACUGAACCACGGUGUGACCCCAUGCCUUCCGCUCCGGGGAACCAUCACCGCCUCCGGGGACCUCGUGCCCUUGUCCUACAUCGCUGGGCUGCUCACAGGACGACCGAACUCUAAGGCGGUCGGACCAAAGGGCGAGGUUCUGGACGCGGCCGAGGCGUUCAAGCUCGCCCACAUCCCCAGCGGCUUCUUCGAGCUGGGGCCCAAGGAGGGGCUGGCGCUUGUGAACGGCACGGCAGUGGGCUCGGCCUUGGCUUCAACCGUUCUCUUUGACGCCAACAUACUGGCGCUCCUCUCCGAGGUUCUCUCUGCAGUGUUUUGCGAGGUGAUGAACGGCAAGCCCGAGUUCACGGACCACCUGACCCACAAGUUGAAGCACCACCCGGGGCAGAUCGAGGCUGCAGCCAUCAUGGAACACGUGCUUGAGGGCAGUUCUUACAUGAAGGAGGCAGCCAGGCUGCACGAGAUGGACCCUCUGCAGAAGCCGAAGCAGGACAGGUACGCACUCAGGACGUCCCCGCAGUGGCUGGGCCCUCAAAUUGAGGUCAUCAGAGCUGCAACCCAGUCCAUCCAGAGGGAGAUCAACUCCGUCAAUGACAACCCAUUGAUCGACGUCUCGAGGAACAAGUGCCUCCAUGGCGGCAACUUCCAGGGCACCCCAAUCGGCGUGUCCAUGGACAACGCGAGGCUGGCCCUGGCAGCCAUCGGCAAGCUCCUGUUCGCGCAAUUCUCCGAGCUCGUCAACGACUUCUACAACAACGGCCUGCCCUCGAACCUUAGCGGCGGCUCCAACCCCAGCCUGGACUACGGGUUCAAGGGUGCAGAGAUAGCCAUGGCCUCAUACUGCUCCGAGCUCCAAUUCCUCGCCAACCCCGUUACCAACCACGUCCAAAGCGCAGAACAACACAACCAGGACGUGAACUCUCUAGGCCUUAUAUCUUCAAGGAAGACGGCAGAAGCAGUAGAGAUACUGAAGCUCAUGUCUUCCACCUACAUCGUCGCGCUCUGCCAAGCGAUCGAUCUGAGACACGCAGAGGAGAACUUGAGGCAUGUGGUGAAGACGGUCGUCAGCCAAUCGGCCAAACGCACUCUCACCAUCGGCGUCAACGGGGAGCUCCUUCCCUCUAGGUUCUGCGAGAAGGAUUUGCUGAAGGUGGUGGAGAGGGAGUACGUCUUCGCAUACAUAGAUGACCCAUGCAGUGCGACCUACCCUCUCAUGCAGAAGCUCAGGCAGGUGAUCGUCGAGCACGCUCUGAACAAUGGAGAGAAGGAGAAGGACGCCUGCACCUCCAUCUUCCAGAGGAUUGCCGAGUUUGAGGAGGAGCUCAAGGCCCACCUGCCUAAAGAGGUGGAGAACGUCAGAAGAUCGCUGGAAAGCGGGAGCGCAGGAAUCCCAAACAGGAUUAAGGACUGCAGGUCGUAUCCUUUGUACAAGUUCGUGAGGGAGGAGCUUAGCACCGGAAUCCUCACCGGAGAGAAAGCCCGGUCUCCAGGCGAGGACUUUGAUAAGGUCUUCAGGGCCAUGGGCGAGUGGAAAAUUGUGGAUCCCUUGUUGGAGUGCUUAAAGGGUUGGAACGGCUGCCCACUGCCAAUCUGCUAAAGGGAAUUUCCAUGACUCAUUACUCGAUUCUUCUUCCUUAAUUAUUGCUGGAGUUCGUCUCUUUGUUCUUUGUCAAUCAGAAACCUGUUUUUUCCACUUUGGUAGAGGACGUAAAUUAAGCUGGUAUUGUCCUUUGAAAGUUUACAUAUGAAAAAUGUGUAAAUUUGUUUUCUGCAGUAAGGUACUAAGGUUGAUAUAUUGUAAUCACUGCAAAAGUGGAAGUUUUUCUAUACACAUAUAUAUUCAAUAAACGGAAGAUUUGAUACA
Messenger RNA from Nymphaea colorata (pocket water lily), 2615 nucleotides. Its product is annotated as phenylalanine ammonia-lyase-like. The transcript has a single exon. Gene Ontology annotation, molecular function: ammonia-lyase activity. Gene Ontology annotation, cellular component: cytoplasm. Gene Ontology annotation, biological process: L-phenylalanine catabolic process. The record is from RefSeq and is a predicted model, not a curated record. Bases 195 to 2348 code for a protein of 717 amino acids. Lineage: Eukaryota; Viridiplantae; Streptophyta; Magnoliopsida; Nymphaeales; Nymphaeaceae.